AUGAACGCAAUUGUUAAAAAUGCAUUGCGUGUUAGCACAGCAAAUAAGUCAACAAAAUAUCUGGGAUUCAUGUGGAACGUGGGUAAUUAUCGUAAUGACAGUUCUAAAUAUUCAACUACAUCAAAUAAAUUAAAUAAUGCUUGUAAUUAUGAAUCUGGAAAAUCACAAGUUACUCAAGCUGAAAAAGGGUUGUCUAAGUAUUGGAAAGUCUUAAAUGCUGCUGUUAACAAAACAUUUUCAACAAAUACAGCUGAUGGAACAUAUUUAGUUGAAAGUUUACAAAAUGAAAUUCCUUCUAAUGAUGAAAAAGGAUUAGCCCUAAAAGUUGGUAACUUUGAUGUAUCAGUUAAUCGUGGUAAAUUUACAUUAAAAACCCAGGAAAACGAUGAAAUUUUUAUUUUGCCUCUAGCAGUUGCCAUUAAACAUGAAGAUGAAUUGAUUAAAAAUUUACAGAAUGAAUCUGGUGCUGGAGAAAAAGAAACAUUGACAUCAAAAGUUGGCAAAUUUAAUGUAUCACUUGAUAGUGGCAAAUUAAUAUUAAAAAUAGAAGAGAAUGAUGAAACUUUUAUUUUCAAUCACAAAAUUGGCAUUAAAGUUUACAAAAAAUCGACUGACAAUUUACAGAAUAAAAUUGCUACUGAAGAUGAAGCCAUAGAAAAAAGCUUAAAACUUCCAGUAAACAGUAAUUAUGUUGCAUCAGUUGAUCAAACUAAAUUAACAUUAAAAACACAAGGUUCUGAUAAAACUUUACUUUAUAAACCUCAUUGUAACUACAUAUCGUCCGAACAAUGGGCUGAAAAUGGAGUUGGUGCCAAAGAAAAAACAAAUGAACCCCUUCAAAUAAUUGGUCAUCAUCAUGUGUUAGUUGAAGGAGGUCAAGUAACUGUAAAAACUAAAAAAAGUGAUGAAGUUUUCGUUUUCGAUCACACAGUUGAUAUUGAGUCUUGCAAAGAAUUGGCUAAAAAUUUAACAAAUAAAAUUGCUGCUGAAAAAAAAGAUGAAAAAAUAUCAUCAAAAAUUGGUAAAUUUGAAGCAGUACUUGAGAGCGGUGAGACAUCAUUAAAAACCCAAGAUGAUGAUGAAACUAUUGUUUUGAAAUAUGCAGUCCACCUGAUAGUUGACAUAGAUGGUACAGAACCAAUCAUAAAUAUUACUCGGUACUUAAGAGCUGCCAUUAUUAAUUAUCCGGAUGAAUAA
Molecule: messenger RNA, 1197 nt
Organism: Aphidius gifuensis
Lineage: Eukaryota; Metazoa; Arthropoda; Insecta; Hymenoptera; Braconidae
Exons: 7
Coding region: 1-1197 (398 amino acids)
Source: RefSeq, a predicted model, not a curated record